GUUCAUUUCCCCAAAUUUGAAUUGUAUGCAUCUCCCGCCCUUGCCCUAAUCGACACCACUCUCUGCCGGCGAACUCUUUUUCCGGCGAAAUCGAGUUGCAUAAUUUGAUUGAGUGCUAUAAUCAUGGCAAGGAAUCUCAUUCAGAGGCCUCUUAUCUUUCAAGAUGAAAACUCGGACAUAUACUUCAAAAAGGGUGUGAUAACUGGCAAAUCAAAGAGUGGUAAACCUGAAGCUGUUAAAAAAGGUACUACAGGGCUUAAAAGUCGUAAUCCCCUCAAUGACAUCACGAACAAAUCAACUGCUCUUCCUGAAGAAGCAGCAAAGAAAAAGAGUUCACAGAAGGAGGUUAAAGUUCCAAGUGAGCUUAACAUAGCAGAGGAGACAUUUCAACAUGAUCACAAAAAAUGUGUCGAGGCACAAAGUUCAGGAUUGACGCGAAAACAUUUCAUGGAAUUGGUUCUGCCUGGUUGUGAUUCAGCUUCUCAUAUUGAUAUACCAAAAACAGAAACGGGAAUGAGUGAUAAAGGAAUCGAUAACUCACACUGCUAUCCCGUGCCAGAAGAAUUGUCUAUGUCAGAGUUCUCUUGGUUGAGAUCUUUAUGGGAUCCAUCUUCUCCCAAGAAGAUGGAUCCUCCACCCUCCUCUCCUUCCGAAUGGGUGGUUGAAUUUACACUCAAUGAAGAAAAAGAUUGCUGAAAUGGCUAGUGAGCUGCUCUAUUUAGUCGAUGACAUGUAUAUGAUAUUAGGUAAUUAACAAUUCUAAAUUUGGCACUAGUGGUCCAACAGUUGUGGAGUGUAUUUAUUUUUCAGCUUUUAACUAACUGUGGGGAGACUUUUCUGAAAUUAGUUUGGGCUAAGUUGUGUGUGUUCGUAAUCUGAAAUGACAUUUAAGUAUGUGUGAAUUCAUGAUGGUUAGUUCUGAA
Solanum stenotomum is the source of this 923-nucleotide messenger RNA. RefSeq names its product protein PATRONUS 2-like. The coding region runs from base 124 to 696 and encodes 190 amino acids. The transcript has 5 exons. The record is from RefSeq and is a predicted model, not a curated record. Lineage: Eukaryota; Viridiplantae; Streptophyta; Magnoliopsida; Solanales; Solanaceae. Gene Ontology annotation, biological process: regulation of mitotic cell cycle.